AACGACCUCACAGAAUAGAUCACCAGCGCAGGGCGCAACUAUAUCCUCACCAUGGCUCCCGGGCAUCGAAGAACAAAGUCAUCUGGCCCUGCCCCACCUGCUCGAACACUGAUCAUCGACAAUGGCGCAUACACAAUGAAAGCCGGUUUCUCAUCGCCAGCCUCCACAUCCGCGCCCAGCGUGAUACCGAACUGCAUGGCGCGCGACCGCGAACGCAACGUCUAUAUAGGCUCGCAGCUCUCCAAAUGCAAGGACUUCGGGGAGAUUGUGUUCCGGCGCCCCGUCGAGAAGGGAUACUUGGUGAACUGGGAGGCGGAGAAGGAGAUCUGGGAUCACGAAUUCUUCGAGGGCAAAGCGCCGCUGAGAUGCGAUCCCAGAGAGACGGGGCUGAUUCUCACUGAGGCGCCGAAUGCUCUUCCCCAGUUGCAGACCAAUUGCGAUCAGAUGGUCUUUGAGGAGUUUGGCUUUGCUAGUUAUUUGCGGUGUCCAGCUCCUGUGUUAAAUGCAUAUAACGAUAUCCAAGCCAUGUUCAAAGCGCCCCCACGGGAUCCAACGAAACCUCUCCUCCCUGCUGAAAUCAUUCUCUUAAUCGACUCGGGCUACUCGCACACGACCAUCACGCCUCUUAUCCAAGGCCGGCCGCUCCAAUCGGCAAUCCGGCGUCUCGACGUGGGUGGCAAACUUCUCACGAAUCAUUUAACGCGGCUUCUUUCUCUAAGGCAAUACGAUAUGCGCAACGACACCUAUCUCGUGAACGAAAUCAAAGAAGCAUGUUGUUAUGUCUCGAAGGAUUUUAAGGCAGAUAUGGAGGCAACGUGGAAGGGACCAAAGGGCGAUAGGAGGGAGAUCUAUGAGACGGCCGGAGGCAUAGCGAAAGACUACAUAUUGCCGGAUUUUCACAAACGUACGAAAGGAGAGAUGCGAGAUCAUGACCCUGGUCUCGCCGGGAAGCUCAAGCAGCUCCAGUCGGGAAAAGCACCUGAGGCUGCAGAAGACAUCCUCACAUUGCGGAAUGAAAGGUUUACGGUUCCGGAAUUGCUCUUCAACCCUUCUGAUAUUGGGAUGCGGCAAUCAGGUAUCGCGGAGCUGGUUAUGGACAGUUUGAGCGCAUUGCCGUUCGGACUCUGGCCGGGCUUUCUAGCGAAUAUCAUUGUGGUUGGGGGAAAUGCGAAUAUUGAUGGCUUCCUCUGGCGAUUGCAGGUUGAAAUCCAAGCCUUGGCGCCGACGGAAUGUAUCGUACGGGUUGUGAGGCCUGCAGAUCCGGUGGUCAGCACGUGGAACGGGGGCGCUGAGUUAGCCAAGGAUGUGGAUUUGUUGAGUUCAAUGAGCGUCACGAAACAAGAGUAUGACGAGUAUGGGGCGGCCUGGGUCGCGAGGAAGUUCGGAGGAGAUCCAAAUUGGAAGUGGUGAUAACUGAUACCCAGCUGUCAAAUCAUGACACACGAACCUUGGUUUGGAGGCAUUCUCUUUUGCAUUUGGCAUUCUAUUCUCCCGGUACGAGAUACAUACUUUUUGCUUCCUGCUGCAAGAGAUAUGCUCGAAAUGCUCCCGCUCUUCAACCACGAGGCGCCGGAUAUGAAGAACAUUAUACUGAAGGAUGAAGGGUCUCUACAUACGUGUCUUCGUUUUUAGGAACUCUUGCAGGCAGCAAGACAAUUCCGCCGAGCCGAUGACGCUCCCCUGUUCCAACAGGGGGAAUAUGAGCGGCAAAAGCAGUCAUGUUUUUCGGGAACUCGCUUUAAGCCGCACCGGCAGGGUUGCUAAAGACUGCGCGGACGAUAUCGGCGGGGAGGGCGACGAGACCAUUAAGGAUAUUGUGCAUACCCGAGUCGUCUGCUGCAACUUG
Messenger RNA from Amorphotheca resinae ATCC 22711, 1846 nucleotides. RefSeq lists its product as hypothetical. Gene Ontology annotation, molecular function: nucleosome binding. Lineage: Eukaryota; Fungi; Ascomycota; Leotiomycetes; Helotiales; Amorphothecaceae. The transcript has 2 exons. Bases 52 to 1410 code for a protein of 452 amino acids. The record is from RefSeq and is a predicted model, not a curated record. Gene Ontology annotation, cellular component: Swr1 complex.